Messenger RNA from Seminavis robusta, 2457 nucleotides. Lineage: Eukaryota; Bacillariophyta; Bacillariophyceae; Naviculales; Naviculaceae. The record is from the annotation of a GenBank genome assembly.
AUGAAGAUCAGUGGAUCAGCCGUAGCUGGUUUGGCGUUGUUGGCUUGUUGUGCUAUUAAUAGUAGUUCAGCCUUUGUGCCUCUCCACACUGUUACUACUAGUAGUACUAGUACAUGUACUACUAAUAAGCUGUGGAGCACCACUGUAAAGAGUGGAGUGGAAAUCAGUCCUCUGAAUGGAGCAGAUGUGGGAGCAGCUGAGCUGGACAAGAACGCGCGCACAACUUCCAUUGAAGCAGGAGACAUCAAUGCUGCUACAUUGGAAGCCAGGAGAAAAGCAGCUGACUACUUGAGUCAAUACCAAGGUCAAUCAGGAGCUGCCCUUGUGUACUCCAAGUUGGUGGAGCAUGGAGUCACUGUGGUCAAUGGAUACUCUGGAGGAGCUGUGCUUCCCUUGUUGGAUCAGUUCCACAAGAAACACCCAAGACACACCAAGGAAAAACCAGCCAGUAUUCAAUGGAUCACCAACUCUAAUGAGGGAAAUGCAGGAUACAUUGGAGAAGGAUAUGCCAAGGCCCUGCCCAUCAAAGAAGGAGACAAACACAAGCCGGUUGGAGUUGUCGUUGCCACUAGUGGACCUGGAGUCACAAACCUCAUCACUCCUCUUCAAGAUGGACUCUGUGAUGGAGUGCCCAUGGUUGUCCUGUGUGGACAAGCUGCCACUGUCGCUCCUCCAGAUGCCUUCCAAAGUGCUCCUGCCGUCGCUCUCACUGAACCUUGCACCAAGUGGAGCUACCAGAUCAAGAGUGCUGCUGAAAUACCUUAUGUCAUGGAGUACGCUUUCUACAUGGCCAGAAAUGGAAGACCUGGACCCGUAUUUGUCGAUCUGCCCAAGGACUUGCAGAACCAGGUUCUAGACCAAAACCUAUUACAAGACUUCAUCGACACUAACUUCCACUCCAAUACACCCGCCGAUUAUCAGUUCGUUAGAAUGAAACCCAGACAAAGACCUGAUGGAACCCUAUUCCAGUCCAUUUUCUUGGGAGCUGAAAAGGGAGGACUCACCACAAAACAAGAUAGAGGACUACCUUUCGAUGUCGUCUACUCCGAUGAUCUUGAACUACCAUACAAACUCGAAGCCGUCGCUAACCCAAUCUCUGAUGAUCCAUCCGCCGAUACACACCAUGCCGACCACCAUCCCACUGGAAAAAUCGUUUACACUGGCAGAGACGGACAAAACCCAGAAAUCGUCACCAAGGAAGGAUCCCUCAAGGAUGGAGCACUUCUUGAUCAGCUCGUCACCCUCAUUGGCAGAGCCAAGAAACCCAUCAUCAUUGCUGGACAAGGCUGCAACGAUGCCGCCAAGGAACUUCAAGAAGUCGCAGAGAUUCUACAGAUACCCGUUACUACCACCCUUCAUGCCCUAGGAUGCUUUGACGAAAGACAUCCACUCGCUUUGAACAUGAUGGGAAUGCACGGACAUCCCACACCCAACUACCUCGUGCAAGAAUCAGACCUCAUCCUUUGCGUCGGAUCAAGAUUCGAUGACCGAAUCACCGGAAGAAUGAGCGACUUUGCACCAGAAGCAAAGGCGGCAGAACAAGAAGGACGCGGAGGAGUUAUUCAUGUAGACAUUCGAUACACUGAAAAGGGAAAACAGGUACCACCCACAUAUUUUGUACAUUCCACAGGAAAGGCAUUCCUGCAGACGCUCAGAGACAAAAUCAAGGAAACCACCAUCAAUCCAACCACACAAGCAUGGCUACAAAGAAAAGCACAGCUACAGCAAGAUUUCCCCGUCAAAGUGCCAGAGUUCCCCGCUCUCGACGUACCGUCGGAAGAUGGAACCACCACUGUGAAGAAAACGCCCAUGUCCGCACAGUCCGUCAUUGCCGAAAUGGACAGACAGUUGCUCGCUAAAGAAGGAGAAAUGGACAACUCCAUCUUCACGACUGGAGUUGGAAUCCACCAAAUGGUUGCCGCACAGUUGAUCACUUGGACGCAACCGAGGCAAAUGAUCUCUUCUGGAUCGCUAGGAACCAUGGGAGUCUCUUUGGGAUACUCCAUUGGUGCCAAGCUGGCGAACUGGCUCAAGCGCGUCGUAUCGGUUGACGGAGACGGAUCCUUCAACAUGUCAUUCACGGAACUCAAAACUGUCGCUGAAGAAAAAAUUCCCGUCAAGCUCUUGAUCCUGGACAAUGAAUCGCAAAUGAUGGUCGAGUACUGGCAAAAACUGUUCCAAGGAGGCCGCUUGUUGGCGGUCCGGAAUUCUAUGAACCCAGAUUAUGGCAUGUUGGCUGGCUCAUUCGGAAUCAAGAGUAUCUUCUGCGAUCACCAAGAAGAUCUGGAGGCCAAGAUGAACGAGUUCCUUUACGAAGAUAUUGAUGAGCCUGUUCUCUUCCAUGUCAAGAUUGAACGCACGCCCUGCUUACCGUUGGUGGCCCCUGGACAACCGCUGGAUGACAUGAUCCUGGAAGACUACUAUCGAGAGUUUGAUGCUUCAGCGGCCCCGAGCUAA